AUGAGGGCUUCAGCUUCCGUCAGAGCAGAUGAGCCCAGUAACGCUGCAGACGAAACUUCACAAGCGGCUCCUAACAAAAGCCCCGAUGAGAUGGCUUCCUCAAAAUCUCGCAAAAUCCUCAAAGAACGAACUUUGCGAACUGUGAAUACCUUACGGACUGCUCUUCCUAUACACCCGGGAACGUUCGACUCGGGUGUCGACGUUUCAACCCAAGGGCCAAGGUUUGGCGAUCUUUCAUGGUAUAAAAUAGUUGAUAAAGAUGAGAAAUACCUCUGGGAAAUAGAGAUAAAUCGAAUUAUGGACAGCUUGGACAAGCCACAACAGCGCUUAGACUCUGCGUCGAGUCACGAACUUGCCUCAAGUAUCAGCAACUUGGGAUUUGCUUGGCUAGAAAGGGUGUCCGACCAACUACUCUGUGCACUAUCUAUUUGUGCCUUGGACGACAAUUUAAUGACCGCGCCCGAGCCUCAGACGGAGGUAUGGAAUCGAGGAUCCAUAAUCCUGCGAAGCUUUGACAGGCUAGAAACAAGACUCGGUUCAAAACUAGAGAUCAUACGUAACGCCGGCAUACGAGAGCGAGAGACGUCUCGACGAGAGCCCGACGUGGACGACAACAGCCAGUACGUACUUCGCGAUGGAGUUUCUGGUGUGGCCGAUAGCGAAGCUCCGACCUACUACCAUCUCGUUGACUAUGUUACCGAGACCGUGGCACGACUGCUAUGCCAGAACUUCAGCUCAGAUGAAGUGUAUUGGGUCAGCUAUGUCAUCACCGCACUGGCUAAAUAUUCAACAAAGCUGAAGGUUCUGUCCAGAGAACUACCAGGAUAUGGUGUUGGGGCUCUGAACAGACAUUCUGAUGUCCGACGACUUCUGAGGGACUACCCGUUCGCUGCAGCCGAGAACCCAUCGGAAAUUAGUCUUGAGGUGACGGCUGUAGAACAGCACGUGAGCCGCGAUCCCGAUCCAGAACGUGGUCCCGGGGACCGCUAUGUUGCAACAUAUGCCUCAGAUAUGAUUACGAUAUCAAAUUGGCUCUUUCGUCUUCUGUGGCAUAUCCUAAAGGACUUGAACACUCGAAACACUCGAAAUCGGGACACAGAUGAGUUCGAAGUGUCUUCUGUCGUCUUUGCAACAGCAGGGCGGUGUAUACCCGCUAUCACCUUUCAGAAUCGGCUGGGACAUGUCUCGGGUUCUUCAUCUGGUGUAGCAGUCGGGAUGGCCCGACGUGCUAUAGACCUCAUAUCAAACACUGCUGCCCUCAUUGAGGAGAAAUCCAGACAGGAACUAGGACUAAGGAUGGGCAUAUCCACAUUGUCUAUUAAAUUAGGGAAUACUGCAGCACAACAGGACGUCAACCUAAAAAGCAUGGCUGACCUCAUUAGUAUAAUGACCAUCUCGUCAUGUAUGGACCCGUCUGUAAUGGAUGACAUGAUCCGGCUUUGUGCUUCUCUGCGGGUAUCGCACAUUCUGUCAAGGACUUAUGACUCAUCUCAAGGUUACACAGCUUUUGUAACCCUGCAUAACACUCUUUCGAUAGAUCGGCCCUUACUACGACGGAGUCAUCCCCUCUCCGAUGGCCUCGAUUCAAACAGGGCCACUUCAGUCCCUCAUCAACUCAGGCAGGAGGAGCAAAGUCUCCGAAAGAAUGCCUUCGAAGCCAUUUGGGAAGUAGAACGACAAAUCUCAUCAACCCGUAAGCAGAUCUCGGACUUGGCCAGUAAAUGGGCAAUCGAAGAGCACGCUAUCGGUAUAAGCUGUCUGCGGUACACCAUUUCGAUAAUGUCGGGGUGCGCCAUACUCGUUCUUGGUGGACUUAUGGCUGGCUUCUUCGUCGGAUCACGCAUAGAAGGCGUUGACCCUUUUAACCUAACCAUGUUUGCUUGGAUCAUAGCGGGAUUUAUUAUCCUGGUCUCAAAGAGCAUUCGCGUUGGCGAGUGGACUUGGAGAGACUUUUUGAAAGGUCGCGUCACAUGUCGAACUGUACGUGAGCUGGCAAAUGUUACGAACUUGCCGGAGCAACAUAUCAUAAUGUUUCUUUUAUCAUCCGAAAGGGAAAAUGCAUUGGUUCUCAGAGGGCCUUACAAUAAUGUUUUUUCUAAUACUGGAGCCGAGGGAUUCUCCGUCGAUGUCAAACCAACUGUCGCUACACUCUUUGCCAGUGGGUUGAUUGUUUUGGAGGUUCUAUCGGAGAGUGGUUCUGCGCUUGUGUGUCUUGAUAUACGGCCCCACGUAACUGCAACGAAUAGUGGCUCUGAGGGUAGCUGGUAUGAGUUGGACAUAAUAGGCCAUGGCUUGAGUAAACAGCGAAUGGUUCAUAGGCAGCGCAAGCAGUGUCGAGUACUAGCUUGCAAGGAUCCACCCCUUCAGGACGAAACGGCAAAGGAUAUUUUGUUUCGACAACAGCUGCUUCACUGGGAGAAGAUUAUUGGUGUCUAUAAUAGGCCAACUCAAACUGUCAGAUAG
This is a messenger RNA of Fusarium proliferatum ET1, 2463 nucleotides long. RefSeq lists its product as uncharacterized. NCBI's taxonomy places the organism in Eukaryota, Fungi, Ascomycota, Sordariomycetes, Hypocreales, Nectriaceae. The record is from RefSeq and is a predicted model, not a curated record. Bases 1 to 2463 code for a protein of 820 amino acids. The transcript has a single exon.